Salarias fasciatus (jewelled blenny) is the source of this 3133-nucleotide messenger RNA. It is a transcript of the gene slc17a5, whose product is annotated as solute carrier family 17 member 5. The transcript is spliced from 11 exons. Gene Ontology annotation, cellular component: apical plasma membrane. The record is from RefSeq and is a predicted model, not a curated record. The coding region runs from base 58 to 1578 and encodes 506 amino acids. Gene Ontology annotation, molecular function: transmembrane transporter activity. Gene Ontology annotation, biological process: monoatomic anion transport; transmembrane transport. Lineage: Eukaryota; Metazoa; Chordata; Actinopteri; Blenniiformes; Blenniidae.
UUCCGGAAGCCGCUCCGCUCAGCGCAGCCGCCGGGGCCGCCAAUGUCUCUCUGAACGAUGGUCUACGAUGCAGUGAAGCGCUGCUCGAUUACAAACAUGGAGCACUACGGCUCGGACACGGAGGGGGACGGACAGGAGACGCCGCUGCUUCACCGGGGACGGGAGGACAAAGUCCCGAGAGCCCCGGCGUGCUGCUCGUCGCGCUACACCCUGGCUCUGCUGUCCUGCUACGGCUGCUUCGUGGUCUACUCCCUGAGGGUGAACCUCAGCGUGGCCAUGGUGGACAUGCUGAACAGGACUCACCAGUCCGGCGGCAACCAGAGCGGCUCGGUGUGUCCCGCGCACGCCGACCCGGCGCGACCCACGCACAACCACACGGCCAACGUGUACAACUGGGACUCUGAGACACAGGGAUGGAUCCUGGGCUCCUUCUUCUACGGCUACAUCCUGACGCAGGUCCCGGGGGGAUACCUGGCCGGACGCGUCGGACCCAAGUGGCUUCUGGGCUUCGGGAUUCUGGGAACGGUCAUUUUUUCACUGCUCACGCCGAUCGCCGCCGACCUGGGCGCCGGCUACCUCAUCGCUAUCAGAGUGCUGGAGGGCAUCGGAGAGGGUGUGACCUUCCCUGCGUUGUACACUAUGUGGGCUGCCUGGGCCCCGCCGCUGGAGAGGAGCCGGCUGCUCACCAUUAGUUACAUUGGCGCCCAGCUGGGGACGGUGGUGUGUCUUCCUCUUUCUGGGGAAAUCUGCUUCUAUCUGGGCUGGCCCUACGUCUUCUACAUAUUCGGCGCGGUGGGCCUGCUCUGGUUCGUCCUGUGGGGUCUCUUCGUCUUCGACACUCCGAACACUCACCCACGGAUAUCUGAGCGGGAAAGAAUCUACAUCACCUCCUCGCUGAAGAACGAGCUGUCCCCGUCCGUGGACCACAUCCCCUGGUGCUCCAUCGUGUCGUCGGUGCCGCUGUGGGCCAUCGUCGUGGCUCACUUCUCCUACAACUGGACCUUCUACACCCUCCUCACCCUGCUGCCCACCUACAUGAAGGACAUCCUGGGAUUCAGCAUACAGCAGAACGGCAUUCUCUCGGCUCUGCCCUACGUGGGCUGUGCUAUCUUCGCUCUGCUGAGCGGGCAAGUGGCCGAUUACCUGCGAGAGACCUGCCUGUACCGCACCGUCGUCGUCAGGAAGUGCUUCUCCCUCAUCGGUAUGAUCGGCCCGGCGGUGUUCCUGGUGGCGGCGGGUUACACAGGCUGUGACUACGUCCUGGCCAUCAGCUUCCUGACCAUCUCCUCCUCCCUGGGCGGCAUUUCAGCCUCCGGCUUCAACAUCAACCACCUGGACAUCGCUCCUUCGUAUGCAGGUAUUCUGCUGGGAAUCACCAACACUUUCGCAACCAUUCCUGGCAUGGUGGGACCCGUCAUCGCGAGAUCCCUCACCCAGCAUAACACCAUCGAAGAGUGGCAGACCGUCUUCUACAUCGCUGCAACCAUCAACCUGCUGGGAUCGCUGUUCUACACCGUGUUCGGCCGGGGGACGGUGCAGCCGUGGGCCGUGCAGACGUCCUACCCUCACGGAGACUGAGGCCGGAGGCAGAUGCGUCUGGAUCGCUCUCAUCGCACAGCAACAGUUAUGAUUUCGUCUAUAGGGUCGUCCUCGCCGUGUCUGUGGGUCGUAGGACUCUUCCUUCGCUGGGGUGAAUCAAUCAAUCAAUCAAUCACAAUAUUUCUUCAUGAUAGAUUUUCUCUGGAGGCAUAACAAUAACCAAGCAGAGCAGAAAAACACAGCUGGUGUCAGAGUCAGGAACCAAAUGAGAUGGGAAGUCGUCAGUGCAGGUAUUUCCAGUUAUUGAUCUCAGGUGUAUCCUAUGAAAAAUAAGCUCCCGAAGGAAGAUUUACUGGUCGGUCAGCUCACUUCUUAUUUAUGCCUCCCGGGUUUAGUCUUUUAUAUUAAACAUCCUCUCAAUGUAAACAAACAUUUAAUUCUCACCUGAAUACUCAUGUAGAUAUUUUAACAGGACAUCUGAGGAAGACUCACCACGCACAGUCUGAAGAAAAUGCCUUAAAAUGAUUUUAAACCUUUUUAAUCGAAUACUUUUGAACUGGAAACGUGUCGAGUUUCCCUUCGUGGUCCUGUCGGACCUUACAGGGUCCUCACAGGAAGAACCCCAAUGAGUUAAUUAACAUCAUAUUGGACUUGUGUUAAGCUGAUUGAAUGAAAGAUUUCCGUUACUAAUUUUUCUUUAAAUGUUAUUGUCUGUGCCAUGUGCCAAAAAACAAAAAGCAUUCUUGUGCUCGUUGGAGGCUUUAAUCAGCACCCGGUCAGUCUCUGCACUGGUCUCUAAAUCUUAUUUUAGAAUCCAGUGGAUUUACAGUCACUUCUGUAAUGUUUUAUCCUCGACUUGUUUCUCUCAUAUUUGUGUUUCCCUGCUGCUCUCUGGUGUGUGCCACACUUUAAACACUGCAUCAGAGCCUGCAGGACACAGGAGAGAUUAUCAUCUGGAACACUGACACGUGGAGCUGGGUGGGGAACCCUGCAGGGUUGUAGUCAUUCAUGCGAUUUGCACUUCCAGUGUGAGUUCUCAGGUACCUUUUGAAGGAACGGAAAAGGAAUUUUUUUUUUUGUCACUUUUUACAGGUUGAAUAAUCUGCAAUGCUGAGGGACGUGUUCUCAAGUUUUAAGAGUCAAAAUCAGAUCCUGUUUUAAAUUGUUUCCAACAGCAUGACUCUUAAUGGCUUUAGGAUUUGAUUCUUAGUCUUAGUUUGUUUUAUUUUAUCAGCAUUACCUGCUCAGUCGAAGGUUUUCUCAUGAUGUUUGCACGCUUAUUACGACACAUGUAUCUUAACUCUAUGUGGAUUAAAAGUCAACAAGUCCCACCAUCAGUUCAUGUUAUGGUGUAAUGCACUUGUGCCUUAUUACAUUAACCCAGUUCAGAGAGGUGGAGCGAUUCCAUACCGAUGAACUGCUGUCACUGUUUUUUGUUUCAGUUUUUACACUUGUGCCAGUUUAUGUUGGACAAAGGGAAUUUGUAUUUUGUAUUAUAAAGAUUAUCACUGUAAAUGCUCAGCCUGGAAACAUUCCAGAAAUCACUGUCAUGUAUUGUGAAAAUGUAACGAUAAAAGAUGAUGUGCAAAUCUCA